CAUGUAGAACGCCUAUAGGUUCUGUCUCUCUCUCUCGGAUGUAAUACUCGUGCUUGUUGGCGGAGAUACCGGCAUGUGUGCGGAUGUGUUUGACAGGGAAAACACUGACUUUUCCUCACACUUGUAGCAGCCUCCUUCAUUCAGUAAGUUGGGAGGUUGGUGAAACUUUUAUUGAAUGAGUAUCCCGCCGCUGGCUGGCGCAUCUGGAUCUGGAGCUGUCAAGUCCAGCGCGAACUUUUAAGCUGGACCUGAUCUGACCCUCCUCUGUUUUUUUCCUUUUUCCCCCUUUUCUUUUUUAUCCCUAAACUUUGAGGCGGAAUAUUGGAAUUAGUUUGUAUCAAACCCUUCUUUCGUAAUUUUUUUAUAACUUUUUUCUUGUAUUUUUUUCUUUUUUUAAUUGCAAGGCACAAAAAUGGACUCGGUCCUCAGAAUAACAUGCGUCUUGGUGGUUGUCUUUCUCCUGGAUAAAAGGGUAGACUCCAAUGAAAUCUUGGGCCUGAAGCUCCCCAACAUUGACCCGAUCCUGAAUGCCAACACGGUGUGUCUGACACUGCCAGGUUUGACUCGGCGCCAGCUGGAGGUGUGCAUGCGUAACCCAGAUGUGACAGCCUCAGCAAUCCAAGGAAUCCAGAUUGCCAUCCACGAGUGCCAGCACCAGUUCAGAGGGCACCGCUGGAACUGCUCCAGCCUGGAGACUAGAAACAAAAUACCCUACGACAGCAUAGUCUUUAAAAGAGGUUUUAGAGAGAGUGCCUUUGCAUAUGCCAUCGCAGCAGCAGGCGUGGUGCACGCAGUUGCCAACGCCUGCUCCAUGGGCAAACUGAAGGCAUGCGGCUGUGACGAGAAACGCCGUGGGGACGAGGAGGCCUUUCGCAUUAAGCUGCACCGCUUGCAACUAGAGGCCAUCCACCGAGGGAAGGGUAUGGUGCACGGCGUCAUGGAGCACUUCCCCGCCGACCUGCCGGGGCCCCAGGACUCCUGGGAGUGGGGCGGCUGCAGCCCCGAUGUGGAAUUCGGACAGAAGUUCUCGCAGGACUUCCUGGAUGCCCGUGAGACCUACAAAGACAUCCACGCUCGCAUGAGGCUGCAUAAUAAUAGAGUUGGGAGACAGGUGGUGCUCGACCACAUGAGAAGGAAAUGCAAGUGCCACGGGACGUCGGGGAGCUGCCAGCUGAAGACCUGCUGGCAGGUCACUCCAGAGUUCCGGGUGGUGGGCUCAAUCCUCAAAGAGCGCUUCCACAUCGCCACGCUUAUCAAGGCUCACAACCGGAACACGGGACAGCUGGACCACUCCCACCACAACCAUCACAACCACCACAACCACCACAACCAUCACCACCAUCACCAUCAUCAGCACAACCACCACCAUAACCACCACCACACGCAUCGGCGGCGGCCCAGCAUCAACGAACUGGUCUAUUUUGAAAAGUCGCCGGAUUUUUGCGAGAGGGACCUGGGGUCGGACUCGGCGGGCACGCAGGGCCGGAUCUGCAACAAGACCAGCCCUGGCAUGGACAACUGUGAGAGUCUGUGCUGCGGGAGGGGCCACAACAUUCUGCAGCAGACGCGAAGCGAACGUUGCAACUGCAAGUUUCACUGGUGCUGCUAUGUGGUUUGCGAAGAGUGCAGGAUAACAGAGUGGGUCAGUGUCUGUAAAUGAAGAAACACACAACAAAAGACUAAAUAAAGACGUCAAGGAAAAGAGAGACAUUUUAAAAUCCAGACUAUUAUUCUUUUUUGCGGUGGACUGCAGUUUUUCUUUGCAGAAAAAGCGAGCAAGGACAGAGUGUGAAGCAGUUGAGCCAGCAGAAAGAUAGGUGUGCAUGUUGGUAAAGAGUGUGCACAUGCAGCAUAUUUUGUAAAAGCUGGCACAACUCAGAAAGCUUGGACGUGUACUGCUUUCCCCUUGAGACCACGGAACAUAGUUAUAUCAGAUAAAUAUCUGAAAAAAAAAUCUGUUGACUGACAUACAGCUGCAUGAGAUUCAAAUGAUCAAAAAAGGAACUUUAUAGUAAGCAGUAGAUUGCAAGCAGAAAGAAAAUAAAAUUGCUUCUUAGCAACAGCAACAUUGUAAGAUCUGCAUGAAACUUAAAAAUCUGUUUUAUUUCUCAAACAGAUCACACACUAAACAGUAGUUCCUCAGGCACCAAUCCCACAGCUUACAGUACAGCAAAAACCUAGUCACGAAAUACAGCAUUUGCCAUGUUUCCUUAUCUACUACAUACAGAGACAAAUGCAGAUGAUGUUCACAUGCCAGGACUCAUAGUGCACAGGAUUUGACACAGCACAAGCUAUCUGGAGCACUUAAGGAUUCUGUGCCUUGUUCAAGGGCAUUUUGGAAUUUUUUUAAUAUUUAUUUAUAGCAGCUAUCAUGGUGCACGUAGAAUACAUCAGGUGAUUGUCUGGCUCAGCUGGUACAUGUACCAGUCAGUAUAACUGUGCUGUAUACAUUAUGUAUAAACCUGCUAACAGUGGUAAUAAAUACAGUCACACAUUUAGGUAAACAGAAGGCUGAGUGUGGAGACUAAAAUAGGUCCUAGAACAGGGCAAACUACAUGGACAAUUUAAAUUACAAGGUUGCAUUAACGGUCCAAAGUUGGCCACUGUGGAAAGAUUACAACAAUGAUAAAUCUGAAGUCAAUCAAAAGACUGAUCUCAAAUAGUUUUGUGCUGCUUCCGUGGAUUCCUCAUAUCAGACCCUCGCUCGUAAAAGCACUUCCUUUCCUCUAAGGGAGGGUGUUGAGAAAAAUUCAGGCAGAUUAAGGAGCUCCUCGUCUGCACACGAUAAGAUUAACAUUGUGGACCUGUUUGAAAAGCACAGUUUGAAAACCUUUAAAACACAAGCUUGUGCUCGUGUUUUCAGACUAAACACAGUACAGAUAUAUGGUCCUGAAUUAUCCAAAAUGUGCCAUGUGUGGUCUGUUUGGUGUGUGGUAUGAAAUACAAGAGGAGUGCCUGAGUGCACAGUAAACCUUCAUUUAACCAGUACAGUUUUCAUCGUUAACGUAAUCUGAACACCAAUGUAAAUAAAAAUGAAUAAUGCUGCACCAAUGCCAUCAAUAAUUUGAAAGUGCCUCAGGAAACUGAGUGCACAUGAACAGACUCCAGUUCCUCACUCUAUAAACAUCCUAAACUGUCAUCAAUCAAAGUGUUUCCUGUUUUGUGAUGCAAUGUACUGUGUGCAACACUGUAAGCUUCUAGGAAUAUAUCACACCUUCUUCACACUUCUUUGACGUGUACAACGAGGAUGUCAACUUCAAAGUAUAUAAGUAAGAACAUUGAUAUGGAUUUCUGCCUAUGCACAUUUAUAAGAUCAUAUUUGGUCUCAAGAGACUUGUAUGAGUUAGGCUCCUUAUCAGACAGUGUAAUUUAUUUCAAGCAAAUAUGUUUCUGUGUCGAAAGCACAGAGCAGAUUCUUUGGACUCUGAUAAGUAGUUUGCACAUACAGAACUGUGUCCAGGAAAACUCUGGGAAGAUAUCAGCAAUAUGGAUUUUUUUCAUGUCAUAAAUGUAAUGUAUGUAUGUAUUUGUAUGUUUUAAUAUGGUUAUUAUCUAAGUUAUUUUAUUUUUGUUGAUAACUUAAUAUUUGUAAGACAAUAAAGACAGACCAUAAUAAUGAAAAGGUCUUUAAUGUGAUGAAUAAUAAAAUAC
This is a messenger RNA of Acanthochromis polyacanthus (spiny chromis), 3651 nucleotides long. It is a transcript of the gene wnt10a, whose product is annotated as wingless-type MMTV integration site family, member 10a. Gene Ontology annotation, cellular component: extracellular region. Lineage: Eukaryota; Metazoa; Chordata; Actinopteri; Pomacentridae. Bases 413 to 1660 code for a protein of 415 amino acids. Gene Ontology annotation, molecular function: frizzled binding; cytokine activity. Gene Ontology annotation, biological process: cell fate commitment; multicellular organism development; canonical Wnt signaling pathway. The transcript is spliced from 4 exons. The record is from RefSeq and is a predicted model, not a curated record.